AGCCAUUUUAGCUCAAGCCGCGUGGCUCAGCAGGCGUGCCCGCUGAGCUAGGCGCCGCGGCUGCCGAGCCGUCGCACGAAUCUCUGUUGUGGUUGCGCAGACCUACUGCGUGCCCGUCGGGAUGGCAGGGAGCGGCGCUGAUGAGACCGGCAGGCUUCUCUCGGACCCAGCUGGGGGGGCGGCAGGGCACCCCGAGGACAGGCCUGAGGACCACGUGGACAAACCUCAGGAGCGCGGGCGACAGGAGUCCAGACCGUAUUUUCUCGGGUGCUAUCCGUUCUUCGUCGGUGAAGUCUUGGAGCUGAAGAACAAGGAGAAGAAGGCGACGCGUGCACACUGCGUUGGCCCUGUCAUGGCUCUAGCACUCUGGUGUCCAGUCAUACAUGCCCUCGUGAUGUUCUCGUUCAUGGGGCUGGGCCUCAUGAUAGGGAGAAGGAGCCAGACAGGGGGCACCCUUGACCUGGCCUACCCAAAAUUGUGGCUUGCGCUGGCUGCUUGCACGUGCUUUGCCUUGAUGUGCCUCGAGGUUCACAUCGCAAAGUAUUCGAGCACAUGGUACAGCGACAAGGCACGUAAUCAGUCCAAGAAUAAUGGCCAGAUUGGAUGGCCGUGCAUGCCCGUCCAUAUGCUCGAUGGCUUGUUGCGUCGUUGUUGCUCCUCUUCGUCCACGUGGAGCAAAUUCCAGGACACAUGGUAUUUCCAUGUAUGGUUUAUUUGGCUCUUUGGGCUAGGCACUGUGACUUUGUACAGCCGACUUCAGGCGAACGCAUUUUUGGGGGUGUUUGUCUACGGCUACUUUCAUCAGGACAGGUCGGCCGUGGUGUCUUUAGUCUGGCAGGAGACGUUGCGCCAAUCGCGUUUCAUACGUGAGUACUUCCCGCUUUCGGCCAUACUCCUUAUCAUGUUCAUCGCGCAGAUCCUCCACUACGCUUUCGGCGUGAUAAAUUUCUGGCCCCGCUGCGGGUGGAAGACGACAGACCACAAGCGGUGGCAAACGGAUCCGACAAGUGAUCGCUCGAAGUGGAUGGCUUGGGGGAGGAGUUUUGAGUUGGAGGUCAAGGGAAUGGAUAACCUUGAGAAAACCAUCACAGACCGAAUCGAGUGGGACUUUUGGAGAGGUAGUUUCAAGGGCGGAUUCGUUGAGGCGCAUCGCCCAGCUGGUGAGAUCUCGCUCUCAGGCCCUCCAGGCGGACCUUUGUACAGUGGAGGGCACCCCUACGAGCCAUCCGAGGAAGACUUCCCACUUAUCAUAAAGUGGACAAGUAACAGGUUCGCAUACACCACCUUGACUGGUGCAGAAGCAACCUCGUCCACAGUUUUGGACGGGGUCGCAGAGUGCUGCAGCAUGUCUAUCAUGUUGGAAAUGCACAAGUUGGAGCUGAAGGAUUGGAGGAAGGCGAAUGACUUACUUGUCAAGUACGAGGAUCGGGUGAAGGUGCAUAAUAAUGCCCCCACAGAAAAGAUGUCAGGUGCACUCAUCCAGGAAGUGCGAACGCUCCUUAACGAUGCUGUCAAUGUCACGCGGUGUGCCUUCUCACGUAUCUUCAUUUAUGGUGUCUGCUUCUGUGGUGUUCAUCUCCACUUCCAGGUCACAUAUACCAACGCACUCUGUUCGGGUACGAAGCAUUGUCCAAACGCCCAGAAGGCCCUCCGGCUCGGAAUUGCUUCAGCUCUCGUGUCAAUGUUGUUAGUUCUUGCCAAGGUUGUCGACAUCACCAGGUACUUGUGUACUGUAUUGGAUAUUCUCCGGCGCUAUGGAGAAGUGCUUCAUCCUGAACACGCGACAUUGAAGCAGUUGCAAUCCAUGUUGAAUCAAAUCCGUGUGUCCAAAUUCAGGCUAAUAGGUUGGUCUGUUUUAAUGGUGCCAGCGUGUUUGACGUUUGUCUGGAACUUUUCGUGGUUAUGUGCCAAGUGGGCUAUGGAUAGUUUUGUUUGUCCGAGCCACAUGUGGAACGUCCCUGCUCUGAUGGAGUUAACGAACCCAGUGAGCGGUUGCGUCGAUCUCAACGACACAACCUUCUCGGUGUCAUAGACCGACAACAGAUAUUGUCGUCAUACACUGUGCUUUGUGUCUUGACCACCAGUCUGGACCAACGCUCCCAACAGUUUAGUAGCGUAUAUGUUAUAUGCGUUUGUUUCGCGGGGUUGCUUUCCAAAUCUAUGAUUUCAUUAUCUGGGUUACGUGUGAUUUCACUAUACAUACAUAUAUAUAACCACUGUAAAUCAAAGAUGGCGCUCCCCCAGAAUUUCUUGUUACGCAAUGGAUGCCCGAGGCGGUAAUCUAGUUGUGCCCCUCCUCGCAUAUACGUUUUUCCAGUGCUGCCGUUGAUGACAUUUGAAGCCUUCGUUCCAGGAAGCCCCAGCAAAUCUGACCUGAAUGUUUCACCUCCAGCGAAUGCGUUGCCCCCAGCGAAUGCGUUGCGAACGUAGCCGGCCAAGGAGCUCGCUUUUGCCUUCCGCUUGCUGUUCUGGGGUUGCCCUUCCGCGAGGCUGGAGGUCUACGAACUGCAGGGGCUCGGCUCGCACUGCGAACGGCUGCUCGUGGUCGACCGGAGUUCUGGCGACUGCGCUCGAGCAGCGCUUGCCGCCCGCCCGUUCCGCUGAUGACUAAAAAGAGAUUCGAGAAUUCGGGAUCUGGGCCCCUUAAAGACAUCCCAGGAGUGGUUGGGGGAUCCGGCGAAGGACUUGAGGACACGCCCACUCCGUGCCCAACGGCACGGUGGGGGAUGCUCUCGUGAUCAUCUUUUGUGCCACGUUGAGGUGUACACGACGGGGGCGGACAUCGAGGCGCAAAGCUUGUUCGAAUGUAUUCACUGUUCUGCUGGGUCAAUCGGCGGUCACAGUAGCCGUCCAGGAC
Molecule: messenger RNA, 2857 nt
Organism: Prorocentrum cordatum
Lineage: Eukaryota; Dinophyceae; Prorocentrales; Prorocentraceae
Source: the annotation of a GenBank genome assembly